CGCGUCACAGUGAAGGAGGUUACCUGUACAGACCGUGUUUGUGUUGAGGAUUUGGAAUGAUCGCCUGGUGGUUGUAAAGAAAACAUACCAAGGUUUAUCUGCGCUAUGAUGCUAAUGACAUGUCAUCACUGGGUACAGAAACAGUUGAUUACACGGAGGCCUGCAGAAAAUGCCUGUCAGUAGGAAAAUUGUACAAGUCUCACUCGAGCUGCCGUAACACCAUUCUUCUUCACACAACCCGGUCUAUUAUUUGUGCUGGAAAAAAAUCUGGGCAACUGUUAGGAAAGAAAAAGAAAACUCUUGACAGACUCGGGAAGAUAGUCUCAGCUUGGAGGAACAGCGGAGGAGGCCAAGUUCUGAUUCAUGUAGAGGGUCAACUAUCCGAGGACAGGUGUCUUGAACAGUUUGAUGAGUUCAUUACCAAGAGUCUGUCUGAUCUCAUUGAUGACGGAGAACUAUAUGUAGACACAUACAGGCGCCAAUGGCUAUCUGAUAUACAGAGGUUUCAAGGCCAUACUGACUUCGUUUUUGUGAACGUGAAGGAAACGAGUGGGAUAGCCACUCUGGAUUUUAACACUAAAGUGAGGAACGACAUUGGAAAUGUAUCAAUAAGGUCUGUCAAUUUGGCUAAAUGCAUGCUCAACAGGCGGACAAACACAGUUCCCCCAACGACGAAAGGAUUGUGUGAAAAUAUUCAACUACUCCAUGAGUGCCGGAAUACUGAACUAAAAGGAUUACAUGUUGACAAAUUGAGGUGUCCAGUAGCAACGAAUAUUUCGAGAAGCUCGUCAGAUUUCGUGGAUUAUUUAUGGCAUGAUCUCAAACUGAAAGAUAACCUGACCUCCAUGUCCAAGGUUGAGGGAGGUGGAUCAUACUAUGUUGGGAUAAGUGAGGAUACCUGGGACACUAACAGUUACAGAACCAAACGUCCUAAUAUUGAUGGGUUUUCCAUGAGAUUUGAAGAAUCUGAGAUCAUUAGAGCCAUUAAUGCUAAACUUCAAAGUGACACAAUUGCCUUACAUGGAAACAACUUCUGUCAUGCCCCUGACAAUUUGAUUAAAGUGCGGUUACAUCCGAUUCCUGGAACAGAGAGACGUGUUCUGGAGGUAGCUGUGCGUUGUUUUGAUGGUAUCAUCUUCAGUGAUAAGGACGGGCCAAGGACGUAUGAAGUGAAGGACAAUAAUAUUCAUCGGAUGGACAAAGCAGCUUGGUUAAAGCGUUUCAAAGCCGCACAGAUAUAGUUUAAUAAACACUCAACAUGGAAGGGGAGUUAGAGUUUGGUGGAAAAAAGAGUGAUAGUGGCGAGAGUGAUGACUCCAGUGUGCCGAGCAGGUACAGCUCAGAAGGAGACGUUCCAUUACUGGCUGAUGACGUCUUCUCUGAUUCGGAUGAUCCAGUGAUAGGAGCACAGACUUCCGGUGAUACUCUCCAGUCAGGCACUGUCUCUUCAUCAGAACAAAGGAGGAUUGUUGGGAUACUGUCAGCUGAAUCAGAACAAUCGUUCUUCGACAUCUUCCCGUCAAUUGUUGAAGACGCUCUCAUGAAACAGCAUGCUCACAUUGUACAGAGGCUGAGAGAGCUACCAAAAAGAAAUCGUACAGUCGUCAUUUCAGGAGGCAGCUUACUGAAGAUGAUAGACCCAUCCUGGGAGGGACGAGUACCUGCUUCUGUCCUGUGUGAUGCUUGUGUGUUCUCCCCGACACGCCCUGUCAUGGUGCUGACUUUCACAACUGGGGAUGAGGACAGCCACAAGAACAUUCAAUACAAUACCCAGCUGGCGAUGGUGAUCAUACAAUAUGUGAAGGUGGACACGAAGUUUGAUUUCAAUAUCAUUCAUGACACUGUCGACGCAUCUUUGUGUAAGGAGAGACAAGAUUUCCUGACGAAGAUCGAGCAAUGUGAGAAUUCAGCCAAAUGCAUCUGUUUCCCCGCCGAACUACAUAUGGACGAAAAGAAAUGUACAACCAUCAUAGAGACCUUCCUGAAAUACCUGUCUGAUGGCACUGAGUCAGCCAGACUUUCACCAUCUACGGAGGAUAGAGUACAUGUGAACACCAUUUCCGAGCAAGAUUCGGGGGACCCGCUUGAUGAAUUACGACAACAGUUACGUGCUAUGGAUGAGGACCAUCAACAAGUGAUCAGUGAAGUCAACCAGCAUCAUGAAGAGAAGGUAUCAAAACUGAUGUAUCUGCAUGCUCAGAGAAAGCAGAAACUGGAGAAGGAAAUCGAAGAAUUAAUUCAGAAGCUUCGCCAUGAAAAAAAAGAUGAAACAUCCGAACUCCAUCAGUUGAACCUUUUCGCCAGAACGUCAAGCAAAAUGGACGACUUCCCCAAAUGUUCUGUCUGUCAGCAGCAGUUUACCCUGAAGCGUCCCGCCCCCUACCUACUGCCCUGUCUACACGCCGUGUGUGAGACGUGUGUCACAUCUGCAGCUGGUGGUGUCAUAUCAUGCUCUACAUGUCAGAGGGAGGUCAACCUCACAGACACAUGCCUCCAGAAGGAUGCAGUCAGACAAAAGGAAAUAUUCCAUCUGACAGUCAAACAUCGCCCCACAGAGCUCUUCUGUGCAAAUAAUGACGGCAACCAGGCUGUGUGUUGGUGUCGGGACUGUCAAGAGCUACUUUGUGAAUAUUGCCAGAAUAUGCACAGCAGCCUUAACGUUUUCAGAAACCAUGUACUUCAAAACUUCAGUGACAUGGUACCGACUGUCUCGGACAUUCCAACAUCUUGCAGCAUCCAUAAAUACAACGUCCUGGAUCUCUUUGAUAAAAGCUGCCAGAAGGUGAUAUGUGCGAGAUGUAAAAUCCAUGAUCACGCAGACCAUAAUGUUGAGGAGUUGGAUGUAGUUGCUGAUGCUGUAACGAAACAGUUCCACCACCAAAAGAAUGAGCUAUUAAAGUUACAGACCCGUCAGAAAACUCACAUGCAGAGCAUCAGAGAAGAAAUCAAAUCUACUGACAGAACACACGACACUUUGAAAAGAAAUAUUGGCCACACUUUCCAGACUCUGCGAUUGCUUCUUGAUCAACGAGAGAGUGAACUUACGACCGAUCUAGAAAUUCAUACAAAGGAGACCAAGGCAACCCAACAGGCUCUCCUCACCACCACUGAAGAAGAUUGGGAGACAUGCACAGAUGUGUCAGACUACAUCGACAAAGUUCUCCUCUAUGCCCCCAAAUUACACAUCCUGGAGUUGGAGAGUCGUGUAGGAGACAGAGCUCGGAGCUGCCUGAAAGAUGUUAGAUCUCAGUCACGUGCUGUAACAACAGUUUUCGUCAAUACAAACAGAUUGUCAGGACUGAAAUCAGCUAUAUCAGUAUUGGGUACCAUUACGACAGAUGACGGGAACGUUGAAUCUUUUAGAGACAAGGAUACCCAGACCCUUGAUGACUUUAUGGCAGACCUGGAGAGGAAACACAAAAUUGAAAUUACAGAACUGAAGAUGAAACAGGAUUCAGACGAGAAACGUAUUGAAAGUUUCAGACUGCUCACAGACAAGCUCAAUGAAGACAUCAGUAACCUCAAAUCGCUCAUUGCCGAGAAGGAAAACAUCGAGAGGAGACUCUCAAAGAACCCGGAUGUUUUACUUGGUAAAUUUGCAUUACGUUUCUUCCUGUGCCUCCCAGGUGUGGCCAGAGAAAGUGGUAUCCACCUGCUGAAUCCAGGGACUGUAGACAGGUCUGUGGUGCUGAAGUGUACACCACUGAAGUAUGACAAAGACAGAGUCAAUCUCGACAAAGUCCACAUCAACACAGAAGGAGACCUGGUCAACAGGAAGUCGGUCACCAGACCUGCAGGGGAGGGGAGACUGAAGAAGUACUGGGGCACAUGCGGUACUGACCCCCUCCCCCAGGAUGGCUGUCCCCAGUACUGGGAGGUAGAGAACAGGGUCAGUCUGGACAAACCACUCUCAGGGUACAACCUCAUCCUGGAGGUUGGAGUAUGUAGGGAGGAGCAGAGGGACGUGGAUUAUUGUAUAGGGGGACGUCCUUACUCCUACUCUAUGACCGUCUCCCUCUGUACUCCACACGGUGGAAUAUGCAGGAGGAUAUGUAAGGAGGGGAAGUAUGUGCUGCAUCUGCCUGGCACUCUCCCCAACACAGCAGGGGCAUCACACACACUACAUUACGGUGUUGUCUAUGAUGACGCCAGGAAGAAGAUUGUCUUCAUUGAUGUGAAGGAGAAGAAAGUCGUGUCGACGUUAGACAAUGUAGACUGUAGUGAACCACUGUGGCCGAUGUUCGGGGUGUAUAACCCAGAGUGGAUCACUGACAGCAUGAGACUUGUAGUGGGCAGCGACAUCAACAUGACAGAGGAGAAGAAAGUGAUGAUUGUCAAGGCGCUGGCGUGAUGGUGACAGUGAUGGUGACUAUGAACACAUGGAUAUGUAGUAGAUACCUAACAGCAGCAUGAGUGAAGAGAACUUUCCUCAUGACCUUGUUGUAUUUGAGAUCCUCAAGUAUUUAUACAAA
Molecule: messenger RNA, 4472 nt
Organism: Haliotis rubra (blacklip abalone)
Lineage: Eukaryota; Metazoa; Mollusca; Gastropoda; Lepetellida; Haliotidae
Exons: 13
Coding region: 1259-4351 (1030 amino acids)
Molecular function (GO): zinc ion binding
Source: RefSeq, a predicted model, not a curated record